Messenger RNA from Aureococcus anophagefferens, 1899 nucleotides. RefSeq lists its product as hypothetical. NCBI's taxonomy places the organism in Eukaryota, Pelagophyceae, Pelagomonadales, Pelagomonadaceae. The transcript is spliced from 4 exons. The coding region runs from base 1 to 1899 and encodes 632 amino acids. Gene Ontology annotation, cellular component: nucleus; protein-DNA complex. The record is from RefSeq and is a predicted model, not a curated record. Gene Ontology annotation, molecular function: alkylated DNA binding; protein binding; DNA-3-methyladenine glycosylase activity. Gene Ontology annotation, biological process: base-excision repair; DNA alkylation repair; base-excision repair, AP site formation.
AUGGCGGGCUUCUACGCGCCGGGCCAGUUCGCCGCCGUCGCGCGGUGCGUCUUCCCGCGCCUCGAGCUCCCCGCGGAGACGGUCGCGCCGCCCGCGCUACGGAAGCUCCGGUCCGCGGUGCUCCUCGAGGCCCGCGGCGGCGGCGAAAAGGCGACGGCCGGCGAGGCCUUCGCCGCGGCCCACGCGACGGCGAACACCUACGACAAGGCGCGCCAGCGCGACCUCCUCCUCGGCGACGCCGUCGUCGGCCGCGUCCUCGUGUCGCUCGCCGCGCGGCUCCGCGCGCUCUGGGCGUCGGGCAAGGCAUCGUGCGUCCGUCUACAUACCAUCAUCAAGCUACGCGCGCUCGUCUCCCUCGCCGUGAUGGCUCCGAAGCGGCGCGCCGGGAGCGCGCUGGCGCCGGCGACGCCGACGAAGCGGCGCGCGGCGGCUCCCAAGGCCGCCGCAUCGGCCGCGCCGACGCCGACGAAGGCGCCGCCGCCGGCCGAGGCCGCCGCGGCCGUCGCCGCCCUGGUCGCGUCCGCGCCCGCGUCCGCGCCGGCCUGGGCCGGCCCGGGCCUCGCGCACUGCGCGGCCGCCGACGGCGGGCGAUUGGGGGAAAUCGUCGCGAGGUGCGGCUUCCCGGACUACCUCGCCAAGGACGUCGCGGACGACUCGGCGUGCGCGGCGCUCUGCCGCAUCAUCGUCGGCCAGCAGCUCGCGGGCGCCGCCGCGGCGAAGAUCUGGGCGCGGACGUCCGCCGCGCUCUGCCCCGGCGGCUUCGCCGCGGCGGCCGUCGCCGCGGCCGCGGGCGGCGCCGCGGAGCUCCCGGACGACCUGCGCCAGGCCUGCGGCCUGUCGCGCGCCAAGGCCAAGGCCGUCGUCGGCGUCGCGCGCGCCUUCCUCGCCGGCGACCUCAGCGACGAAUCGCAACGCUCCGACGGCGUCUUCGCGCUGCAGAGCACGAGCAUCGGAACCCGCGAUAUGGCUCGCAAGAAGGGCGCCAGCGCUGCGAGCGCAGCGAGGCAGCAGCAGCAGCAGCAGCCGCGCGGCUGGGCCGUGCCCGCGGGCGUCGUCGCCGUCGUCGCCGUCGCCGCGUCGGUCGUCGCCGCGCGGUCCUCGGCGCACGCGAUCGUCGAGGAGGACGCCUGCGACGGAGACGACGCGACCUGCUGGACCGCCGCGGCCUUCGACGGCGUCGCCGCGGGCGACUACGGCGCGGCCGCGGCCGCGUUCCGCGCGCUCGGCGCGCUCGACGGCGACGACAGCUUCGCCUGGCAGUGGCUCGGCCGGGCCGAGGUCGCGCUCGGCGACCUCGCGGCCGCGAGCGCGGCGUUCGACCGCGCCGCGCGGACGCUCGGCCGCCGCCUCUUCGCCGACGACGACCUCGAGGCGCGCACGGUCGCGAGCCGCGACGCGCAGCUGCGCCUCGACCGCUCGCGCGCGGACGCGCGGCGCCGCGCGUCGCGGGCGCCCGGCCCGCCGCGGGCCAUCCCGCGCGUGCGCUGGGAGGACGUCCCCGCGGGCGGCCUCGACGCGUCCACUCCGUGGAUCGUCGAGGGCUACGACGCGCGGCGCAACUUCACCCUGGACGCGCUCGCCGCCGCGUGCGGCGCCGAACUCCUCCGGUCGCGGCUCUGCGCGCUCAACGGCGUCGGCCCCUGGAGCUGCGACAUGUACCUCAUCUUCCACCUGAAGAAGGCGGACGUCCUCCCGCUGGGCGACCUCGGCGUCCGCGCGGGCGCGGCGCGCGCCUUCGGCGUCCGCGGCCGCGGCAAGAACGGCGCGCUGGACAUGAAGAAGGACGCGGACGUCCUCGAGGCGCUCUUCGCGCCCUACGCGCCCUACCGCAGCCUCGCGGCCUACUACAUGUGGCGCGUCGUCGACACGAAGGCCUUCAACCAGGACGCGGACGCCUGA